AUGAAAAGUCUUGCUGCAGAUCUUACCAGUGUGAAUGGACAUAGACAUAUUGGAGUCAAACCAGGAAACCAAGUUUCGAACACUGUCGAGAGGCUGGAUGGUAGAAUGAUUGAUCCAUUGCGACUUUUGAUAAUGGAUGGCGGGAACCAACAACUAAGAACUCAGUCUUCGAAUUGUUGUUUAACAGGCGGUUAUAAAUCAACCAUGCGCGGACAUCUGAGAUGUCGGCCUCGACAGAGGCUAGGGCGUGGUCUUGCGAAGAAUGGAAUUUCUCCACUGAAACAGCUUUCACCUUUUUUUGUGGAUGAAAUCUGUAGAAAUAUGGAUGAUGGUCUUCCCACUGGGGCGGUCUUCAUUGACCUGAAGAAGGUAUUCGAUACAAUAGUCGAUUAUAUUCUUCUAAACAAGCUACAGAGAUACGGCGUUUGUGAUACGACUCUUCUUUGGUGUUCCAGUUAUUUGCAAGGCCGAUCCCAACGUCUAGAGGUCGACAAAGUUCUCUCCACACCCCUGGAUAUAACUUCUGGCGUCCCUCAAGGGUCACCUUUUGGGCCCCUGCUCUUUAAAUAG
Messenger RNA from Pocillopora verrucosa, 570 nucleotides. The record is from RefSeq and is a predicted model, not a curated record. NCBI's taxonomy places the organism in Eukaryota, Metazoa, Cnidaria, Anthozoa, Scleractinia, Pocilloporidae.